AGGAAGAGGCUGGGUUGUGAGUUUAAGCCGACAUUAGCUAUCAUCAUCACUGAGAUAGCCUGGUAGUACACCACAACGCCAGACCAAGACCACAGAGGACUGGGACGCUGUUUUUCCCUCUUUUUUUUUUGGAGAGGGAUUGCACUCUUCUCUUCUCUUCUCUUCUCUUCUCUUCUCUUCUCUUCUCUUCUCUUCUCUUCUCUUCUCUUCUCUUCUCUUCUCUUUUCUCUCUAGUUAGAUUAAAUGGAAGGACUGUACCAUGAUAUUUCCAGGAUUGCCUACUACACAGAAUAUGACAGACACCUAGCAGCAGUGACAGCAGGGAAAACCAUGGCGACGGCCUACCUGGACACAAACCAGGUAGCCAAGUCCCGGCUGAGCACGGGGGGGUCGGACCGCGCCGCCGCCGGCUCUGUGGACCGAGUUCUGAAAGUCUUCCAUCACUUUGAGUCCCACUCCGAACACAGCAGCUGGUCCUCCAAUAUCAGAUAUGGAGACGCAACGGAUGUCCGGGGAAUCAUCCAGAAGAUUGUGGACAUCCACAAAGUGCGCUGGACUUCCUGUUUUGGCCUACGUCUCAGUAACUGCCAAUCAAAAGACCAAAUCCACUGGCUCCACCCAGAUAUGGGCGUGUCCCACAUCAGAGAGAAGUACGAGCAGUCACGCCCACAGGAGGAGUGGAGAUACGAGUUAAGGAUCCGGUAUCUUCCAAAGGGCUUUGUGCAGCAGUUUACUGAGGACAAACCUACACUCAACUACUUUUAUCAGCAGGUGAAGACUGACUACAUGACCGAGAUAGGAGAUCAGGUGGAGCAGGACAUUGCUCUCAAACUGGGCUGUCUGGAAAUCAGGAGGUUCUUCAGAGAGAUGAGAGGGAACGCCCUGGACAAGAAAUCCAACUAUGAACUACUGGAGAAAGACGUGGGCUUGAGGCGUUUUUUCCCGAAGAACCUGUUGGAUUCAGUCAAGGCUAAAACUCUUCGCAAGCUGAUCCAGCAAACCUUCAAGCAGGUAGCGAACCUCAAUGAUGAGCAGAGCAUCCUGAAGUUCUUGGAGAUACUUGCACCGGUGUAUCGCUACGACAAGGAGUGCUUCAAAUGUGCCCUUGGGUCUAGCUGGGUGAUCCAGGUGGAGUUAGCCAUAGGGCCGGAGGAGGGGAUCAGCUACCUCACUGACAAAGGAUCCACGCCUACCCAUCUAGCUAACUUUACCCAAGUCCAGUCCAUCCAGUACUCUGCCAUGGAGGAGAAGGACAGGAAAGGCAUGCUGCAGGUCAAUGUAGCAGGAGCUGCUGAGCCUCUCACAGUUACCACAGCAUCACUGACAAUGGCGGAGAACUUGGCUGACUUGAUUGAUGGCUACUGUCGGCUCGUCUCCAUGGAAACUCAUUCCUUCAUUGUCAGAGUCCAGAAAGAGGGAGAAAGAGCGCUGCCCUCCAUCCCAAAACUGUCUAACAGUGAGAAGAAGUUAGAGGCAGUGAGGAGUGGAGUGAGGACAAUCUCUGUCUCAGAGGAUCUUAGUGGGGAUGAGACUGACGACUAUGCUGAGAUAGUUGAUGAAGAGGACACAUACACCAUGCCCUCCAUGGGCUAUGGAGUAGUAGAAGCACGGGACUAUGAGAUCCAAAGGGAGAGGAUAGAGCUGGGGCGCUGCAUAGGAGAGGGUCAGUUUGGAGAUGUACACCAAGGAGUGUAUACCAGCCCAGACAAGCCACCCCUCUCUGUGGCCAUUAAGACCUGUAAGAACUGCACAUCUGACAGUGUCAGAGAGAAAUUCCUACAAGAAGCAUUGACCAUGCGUCAGUUUGACCACCCCCACAUCGUUAAGCUGAUUGGCGUCAUCACAGAAAACCCUGUGUGGAUAAUCAUGGAGCUCUGCACUCUUGGAGAGUUGCGUUCGUUCCUCCAGGUGAGGAAGUACAGUCUGGACCUGGCAACUCUCAUUCUGUUUGCCUACCAGCUCAGCACAGCACUGGCCUAUCUGGAGAGCAAACGCUUUGUACACAGGGACAUAGCAGCACGAAAUGUGUUGGUCUCCUCGGUAGAUUGUGUGAUGCUGGGAGACUUUGGUCUGUCACGAUACAUGGAGGACAGCUCUUACUAUAAAGCCUCUAAAGGAAAACUGCCUAUCAAGUGGAUGGCUCCUGAAUCCAUCAACUUCAGAAGAUUCACCUCUGCCAGCGAUGUCUGGAUGUUUGGUGUAUGCAUGUGGGAGAUCUUGAUGUACGGCAUCAAGCCUUUCCAAGGGGUGAAGAACAACGAUGUGAUUGGCAGGAUAGAGAAUGGCGAGCGAUUGGCUAUGCCCCCCCAGUGCCCGCCCACCCUCUACAGUUUGAUGACCAAGUGCUGGUCUUAUGAUCCCAGCAAGCGGCCACGAUUCACUGAACUGAAAACACAGCUCAGUACCAUCCUCGAGGAAGAGAAGCUUCAACAAGAGGAGAGACUUCGAAUGGAGAUGAGGAGACAAGUCACUGUGUCCUGGGACUCUGGAGGGUCUGAUGAAGCACCGCCUAAACCCAGUAGACCAGGCUACCCCAGCCCCCGUUCCAGUGAAGGCUUCUUCCCCAGCCCCCAGCACAACCACUACCCGCCAUCAGCACAUGGUGGGGUAGGAGGAGUUGGAGGUAGCUACCCUCCCCAUGAUUCCUGGAACCAGCACAGGCCUGAACACACUGCACUGUGGAGUCCUAACAUGGAGGAUGGCGGAUGUGUCGGCCAGGCUCUGAUGGAGGAGAGGUUGAUGAUGCAACAGCAACAGAUGGAGGAUGACCAACGGUGGCUGGAGCAGGAGGAGAGCUUCAUGAAGGCGGAGACCAGAAACAGCAGAGGAAGCAUUGACAGAGAAGACGGGGCACUACAAACACCGGGUGGGAGCCAACAUAUCUACCAGCCUGUAGGGAAACCAGAACAUGUCGCCCCUCCUAAAAAGCCCCCCCGCCCUGGAGCCCCUGGUCACCUGGCCGGUCUCAACCCCGUGGACAGCUACAAUGAAGGGGUCAAGCCAUGGCGGUUGCAGCCCCAGGAGAUCAGCCCGCCCCCCACGGCCAAUCUGGAUCGUUCUAAUGACAAAGUGUACGAGAAUGUGACGGGAUUGGUUAAAGCUGUGAUUGAGAUGUCCAGCAGGAUUCAGCCCGCAGCCCCAGAGGAGUACGUCCCAAUGGUCAAGGAGGUGGGUUUGGCGUUGCGGACUCUGCUUGCGACAGUGGAUGAGACAAUUCCUGUGCUGCCAGCCAGCACACACAGAGAGAUUGAGAUGGCCCAGAAGUUGUUGAAUUCAGAUCUGGCAGAGUUAAUAGGGAAGAUGAAACUCGCCCAACAGUAUGUCAUGACAAGUUUACAGCAAGACUACAAAAAACAGAUGCUCACGGCAGCUCACGCCCUCGCUGUCGAUGCCAAGAACCUGUUGGACGUCAUUGACCAAUCACGGCUCAAGAUGAUCGCCCAGACCCGCCCGCACUAGCCCAGGAUCCAAUCAGGCCAGGGGGGAGGGGCCAGGAAGCUCAUCCACAGUCAAUCCGGAGUGAAGAAGGGGAAAGGGGAAGGAGUGUGUUGCUGCGGAGGUGGAGGGUGUGGAGGCUCUCAGCCAAUCACAGAUGGAUCUGCAGCCUGAUGGACGUCAGUGUUAAAAGGAUGAAGGAAUAAUCAGACAACUCCUGCCACUUUUCCCCCUCCAUCACUCCCUCUUCUCCAUCACCCGACAGACUUUCGUUGAUAAACUCUUGCCUGAUUAUUUUUCUCUCUGGCGGUGCCCGUGUUUGGUUGAUAUCACGUCGUUUUGUACUUCUGUUUUGUUUUGUUUUUGUAUCGUGAGAAAUGCUCUUCACUCCCGUCACAUUUCUGCAAGGACAAGCUCUUAUAAAAUCACCUACUACACAUUUUUAAUCAUGGAAGACAGCGAAUCUAAAUGUAACAAGGCUUUCAGAGGACUGCGACAUCCUGCCUGCCAGCCGGUGCCAAGGUUUAAGGUUCAGUUUUGGCUCGAGGCCUCGCUGACAUCCAGGUUUAUGUUUCAUGGCUCACUGGAACGAGUGCAAAGACAUUUUGAUGAAUGGACACACCGAAAAUGGCCACAUAAACAUGUGACGCACACAAUCUCCCCCAAACGUGGGAUGUAACAACUGGAACUGAAGAGCUAUGAGCAGGAGGAUAAUGAAGAUGAAAAUGUUGAUGCUUAAAAUGCUUUUAUAUCAUUAUUAAUUAUUAUUAUUGUUAUUGUUAUUAUUACUAUUUACAGCCUUGACUGUGUCUCUCUGUCUCUCUUUGCUUUUCACACUCCCUGUCUAUCUCACCAUUAUUGCUACAAAUUUGUAUGAGCAACAAUUAUUGGUUCAUAGAUGCUUAUAAAUGUCCAAAUUUUUAUUUUUGUUUUAUUUCUUUAUCUACUGGCUUAAGCCGAAAAGGACUCUCUAUCUCUCUAUCUCUCUAUCUCAGGCAUCAUUAGAUGGCAUGAAAAAUGAAAUUUGAAAGCUGAAUUCUGAAGAAAAAAAAACUAAAUCUGUUUUUAUAGAAAAUCACUAAAAAUGCCACAGGCCACCUUUUAAGUUAAUUACAUAGUCAAUAUACAAAGAAGCUAUAUUUUUAACACUUUUCUGAGACAUGAGUUGUGACUGAAGAAGGGAGACGGAUGAGAGGGGAGAGGAGAGGGAAGGGGAGGUGGGGGUCUAUAACUAGGGAAUUCAUUUAGUUACCAUGGAGACGCUUAUCAUGGGCUGCCUGGUGCCAAAUGACCUGCAGUGGACUAGUUUGCAUGUGAGGAGGAAAAAGGAACAUUUCCCUCAAAAUGCCCUGAUACUCAAACGGUAAAAACUCUGAGAAAAGAAAAAAAGCAUUUGUAAACAGUGGCUCAGCUGUGUCUGUAAAAACGCCACAUGGUUACUGUGUUGUUUUGCUUUGUAUAUUGAAGCCAAAUGUGUUGUUACACCAGUCACGCUGUUGGCUCUUAUAUUGUAUGUCCCCUCACAUAUAUGUUUAUGGAACAUUAUGCAGUGUGAGCCCUCAGUUUGUCGAUCCUGGAAGUGGAUUUUCUGCAACAUUUAAAUGAAAAAAAGUGAAUAGAACCACAUUAUAAGCCAUCCUGUAAUGACUUAGGAAUUAAUAUGUCAUGAAUAAUAAUAAUAAUAAUAUGAAUUACAGCUGCACUUGUCAUUUAUGACUGAGUGAAUUAAACUGCAGCCUUAAUCUGUUUUACAUCCACAACAGCAGCACCUGAAAAUCCUGUAAACUUCCACCAGUGUGGUAUGUCCAGGAGACAUUAAACCAUGGUUUCUCAAACUGUGGGUUGGGACCCAAGCAUUGUCAGUGGACCCGGUUAGGAGGUCCAGGAUUGAUUUUCAAUGAUCUCCUACAUGAUUCCCUCAGUAUCACUAACCCUCCUCAUCUUUCCUCCAUCAUUCUUCCCUUUUCUGCCCAAGUCUUUCUACCUCUGUCAACCCUAGUUAUCUCUCUUAUUCUUUUUCUCCUCUUUUAUUACCCCCUUUUCCUCCUCUCUUCCCUUGAUUUUUUCUCCCUUUUCUCACCUCCUUCUCGUCUGUCUCUCCUAUUUUCCUCUCAUCUCUCUGAUUCUUCCUUCCUCCCUCCCUCCCUCUCUCUCUUCUCCAGCCCACUGUUCCCUCUCUCUGAGGUUUGCAGUAUUCUCAGGAAGGAGUCACAUGUACAGUUCCCAAACCAAGCAAAUUAAAUAAAAACACUGUUAUCAUUAUUAAACCCU
Molecule: messenger RNA, 5706 nt
Organism: Myripristis murdjan (pinecone soldierfish)
Lineage: Eukaryota; Metazoa; Chordata; Actinopteri; Holocentriformes; Holocentridae
Product: focal adhesion kinase 1-like
Exons: 36
Coding region: 244-3459 (1071 amino acids)
Biological process (GO): signal complex assembly; protein phosphorylation
Cellular component (GO): focal adhesion; cytoskeleton
Molecular function (GO): ATP binding; protein tyrosine kinase activity
Source: RefSeq, a predicted model, not a curated record